ACCAAGUGGCACAGGACUCACUUGGAGCUAGCAUAAUAACUCCGGUACCUGCACAUCGUGCCUGCCUCUGAAGAAAACACUGCGGGACGCCAAGAUCGGAAGCUCAGGCGCGGAACUGUUUCAAGGGAUUUGGGGACUGGCUGUGUUUUCUUUGAAAUCUCACUUUUUAAAAAAAAUGUAAAUUCCUAAACCUGACUAUUGAGGAUACACUUGUCAUGUGAGUCUGCCUCCUGGGCUCAUGAAGGUAGCCUUGUUAGGUCUGGUCACGUUGCUGUGAUGCUUUCUUGUGUUCCGCCCCCCACCCUGUAACGGACGUGAAAGGCGCCACAUAAAGGCAAGUCGGGGUGGGUUGACAUGAGCCAACAGGGCGACACAUUCCUAUAGCGUCGGUGCCUGCUGGGUGUCACUCUGCGCCUUUCUAAGCGGUCAGAGCCGUGAUGUGGGGCGGCCAGGCAGCUUUUGGUGACGCGCUGUUCCCCUGUGUGCUAACUUCUGGGAUUUAAUAUGCACGGUUCAAUAAUUGGAGCGUCUUAACGCUGCAGGAGGGGCAAAAAAAAAGCCCCACCACACACACACACACACAAUCAGCGGCAGGCAAAGAAACGGUGCGAGUCUGGGGAAGCUGGCAAUGUGCGGUCGAGCCUGUCGGACCACAUUACUGCUGUCCCCCUGCCCGUGGAUCUGCGCAGCCUGACUGAGAGGGGCGAGACUUGUUGGAGGCAACAGCCAGGGAGGGAAUGGAAGGCAGCCAGGCAGCCUGAGCUUCCCUGGGAGAUUGUGCCAAGCGUGUGUCGGGAGUGGGCUUGAAGAUCCAACAUGUCUUCGAAGGAGAGGCAGAAAGGGAGGCUGACCAAGGACAGCGUGACGCUGCUGCCCUGUUUUUACUUCGUGGAGUUACCUAUACUGGCCUCGUCAAUUGUCAGCCUUUACUUCCUGGAGCUCACGGAUGUCUUCAAGCCAGUUCGUUCAGGCUUUAACUGCCAUGACAGGACACUCAGCAUGCCGUAUAUUGAACCAACUCAGGAAAUCAUCCCCUUCCUCAUGUUGCUUAGCUUGGCAUUUGCUGGACCUGCAGCCAUGAUUAUGAUAGGUGAAGGCAUUCUUUACUGCUGUCUCACUAAGAGAAAAAAUGGAAUAGGAUCAGAGGCCAACAUCAAUGCUGGUGGCUGUAACUUCAACUCAUUCCUCAGACGAGCUGUCAGAUUUAUUGGAGUUCAUGUGUUUGGCCUUUGUGCCACCGCUCUCAUCACUGACAUUAUUCAGCUGUCAACAGGGUACCAUGCCCCAUAUUUUCUUACAGUGUGUAAGCCCAAUUAUACGUCGUUAAAUACCUCUUGUGAAGAAAAUCCAUAUGUUGUGGAGGAUAUCUGCACAGGAUCCGAUCCUGCUCUCAUUAACGCUGGCAGAAAAUCCUUUCCAUCCCAGCAUGCUACACUUGCAGCCUUCGCAGCUGUGUAUGUUUCUAUGUAUUUCAAUGCAACCCUGACGGACUCCUCCAAACUCCUGAAGCCAUUGUUAGUCUUCACUUUUAUCAUUUGUGCUGUGAUCUCUGGUUUAACACGCAUCAUCCAGUACAAGAAUCAUCCGAUUGAUGUGUACUGUGGAUUUAUGAUUGGAGGAGGAAUUGCUAUCUAUUUGGUGGUCUAUAAAAUGCCAAGGCACUUUCUCAAAGGAGUGAAAUAG
Chiloscyllium plagiosum (whitespotted bambooshark) is the source of this 1683-nucleotide messenger RNA. NCBI's taxonomy places the organism in Eukaryota, Metazoa, Chordata, Chondrichthyes, Orectolobiformes, Hemiscylliidae. The record is from RefSeq and is a predicted model, not a curated record.